Molecule: messenger RNA, 1053 nt
Organism: Penicillium robsamsonii
Lineage: Eukaryota; Fungi; Ascomycota; Eurotiomycetes; Eurotiales; Aspergillaceae
Product: MAGE domain-containing protein
Exons: 3
Coding region: 1-1053 (350 amino acids)
Biological process (GO): DNA repair
Cellular component (GO): nucleus
Source: RefSeq, a predicted model, not a curated record
AUGCCAUCAAACCGCAAAAGACGGACCAACGCAUCCGAGACCGAGUCGACCCCAAGCGCGCGUCGGCGCAGAAGACAAAGCGAAGAACCUGAUUCACCCGCAACAGAUAGUGAAGAUGACGGACCAAGCGCACCGACCAGCACCGAUGCAAUGGUCAAGAAAAUGGUGCGGCUCGCCAUAGCAAGCGAGUACUCGCGGCUUCCGAUCCGGCGCAACGACAUUAGCGCCAAGGUGCUGGGCGAGCAGGGUUCACGGCAGUUCAAGUCAGUUUUCGAGCAGGCGCAGGGGAUACUGAAGCAGCGCUUUGGUAUGGAAAUGACCGAGUUACCGGCGCGAGAGAAAGUCACUAUUAGCCAACGACGAGCCGCGCAGAAAACAGAAAAACCCUCCUCGGCUAAUAAGUCCUGGAUCGUUACUAGCACCUUGCCGCUCGCAUACCGUUCCCCCGAUAUCCUCAUUCCGACUAAGGCGCCCUCCCUCUACACCGAAAGCACAUACACGGGCCUAUACAGCUUUAUUAUAGCGUUGAUUGUGCUGAAUGGCGGUACGCUGGCUGAGCAGAAACUUGACCGGUACCUAGCGCGCACAAAUGCCGAGGUUGCUACACCGAUCGACCGCACGGAUAAACUGCUGCAGCGGCUAUGCAAGGAGGGGUACAUUAUCAAGACGCGGGAGAUGGAUGGCGGCGAGGAGGUCAUCGAGUAUGUUCUUGGACCGCGGGGUAAAAUCGAGGUUGGGACCGGUGGUGUGGCCGGUCUUGUGCGAACUGUUUAUGGGAAGAAUCAAGGUGAUCAUGAGAACUUGACUCAACUCCAGAGGGAAGACCUCGAGGAUUUUGAAGCGAAGCUUGGAAGGAGUCUUGGGAUUGAGCCGGCCACAGUACGAGCUAGUGGGGUGGAUGGUGCUAGCGAUGUGGAUGGGGAUGUCCAGGUUAAUGGAAACGGGGAGGGGCGUGAGGCAUCGCGGAGCUCGGGGCCUAGACGGUCUUCGAGGCGUGAUCCUAAUCAGGAAGAGGAGGAAGAGUCUGGCUCUGAGGAGUAUGAGGAAGAAUGA